GCCCCGCGUGUGCCGGUGCCGGCAUGGGGAAGCGGCGGGCCGGGCGGGAGCUGGUUCGCAGCCUGAGCAAGAAGCAGAAGAAGCACCUGAAGGAAUUCGGGGAGGAGCACCCUUUCUAUGACAAGGUUUCUGCCAGACCAGAAGCAACUCCAGUCUGUGAGCUGUCUGAGAAUUCCGACCAAUCGAGUGCAGAAAGCGAUUCGGAGGCUGAAGUGGAGCAGACCUCUGGGUAUCAUAAGCUCCUGGCUACCCUGAAGACCUCUCCUGAGUCUGAGAGUGAAGAGGAUGAAAGUGACUCAGAAGAAGCUGGGGAAAGCGAGACAGAAGUGAGCAGUGAAGGGUCCCAGGAGACUGGAGAAGCAGAUGGAGGUGAAGCAGAUGAGAAUGACGUACAAGAGCAGAAAGAAGCUACAGACACAGCAGAGCAGAUGCUUGGCCAGGAGCAGGCUGAUGGCGCAGAUGCCUCUUGUGAACGAAGUCAUGGAGCAAUCGAGGAGUUCACUGAUGUGAAACAUGAAUCUGAAUUUAGCUUGGAAACCAAUUUCAUGGAAGAGGAGAGUGGAGAUUGCAGUGCUGAUAAGAGAGACAGCAAUUCUUCACAAGCUUUUCCAGAAGAUCCGUUCAGACAGCACAUGGACAGAGAACUCCACGAAAAAGAAGUAGAAAAAAUGUCUACGCUUCCUAAGACUUCAAGUCAAAGCAAGUGGCCACAGCUGGGCCAGCUAACUUUUUCUUCCACUCUGGAGAAACAUAAAACUUUGAAAGCAGACAGAGAAGUUGGUAUGAAACAACUUUGUCUUCACAAGCCUCUAGAAUCCACUUGGCCAAAAGUGAACAAGCAAUUUCUGCCCUCAAUGAACAAACAAAGUGAUCCCUCUUUUACUCCCCUACAAAGAGAGCUCUUCUGUAUCAUGAAUGCAUACUGGGACUUGUUCUACCCAGAAAGAAAUGCUUUAACAAACGGCGAGGAAAUCCGCUUUGCCUACUGCCUGCAUGCCUUGAACCACGUGCUGAAGGCAAAUGCCCAGGUGCUCAGCAACAAUGCCAAACGCAGGGACCAAAAGCCAGGGACUGACGAUGACUACAGGGAUCAGGGGCUCACUAGACCUAAGGUGCUGAUGGUAGUGCCCUUCAGGGAGUGCGCUCUGCGGGUCGUGCACGUUCUCAUCAGCCUCCUUGAGGUGAGCGGCCAAAGGAAAAUCGAUGUCAGCAACAAGAAGCGCUUCAAGGGGGAGUUCGGCUCUGACCCGCAGGAGAAGCCCCCCAACCUGAAAAGACCUGAAGAUUAUGAAGCUGUCUUUGCUGGCAACAUUGAUGACCACUUCAGAAUUGGGGUUGCAAUUCUUCAGAAGAGUAUGAGGCUGUACGCACCGUUUUACUCCUCAGACAUCAUCAUUGCCUCUCCUCUGGGUAUGAGGACCAUUAUUGGUGCAGAGGGGGAGAAGAAGAGAGAUUUUGAUUUUCUGUCAUCAAUAGAAAUUCUUAUAAUUGAUCAAGCUGACAUUUACCUGAUGCAGAACUGGGAACAUGUUCUGCACCUGAUGAAGCACAUGAACCUGCUGCCGCUGGAUUCCCACGGGGUCGACUUCUCCAGAGUGCGCAUGCUGAACCUCAAUAACUGGUCCAAGUACUACCGCCAGACGCUGCUCUUCAGCGCUCUGCAGCAUCCCCAGAUUAACUCCAUCUUCAACAAGCACUGCUUCAAUUAUGUGGGGCAGGUGGCUGUCCGUAACGUACCUCUCAGAGGCUCCAUUAGCCAGAUUGUGGUGCAGCUUCCUCAUGUUUUCCGGAGGCUGGAAGCUGAGAAUGUAGCUUCUGCAAUAGACACAAGGUUUCAGUUUUUCGUCGACAAAGUGCUGCCCGAGUACCGCGACGUCAUCAUGUCACACACCCUCAUUUACGUGCCCUCCUACUUCGACUACGUGCGGCUUCGGAACUACUUCAAGAAAGAGGAGCUGAACUUUACUCCCAUUUGUGAGUACACCAAGAAGGCAGCUGUCUGCAGAGCAAGGCGCUUCUUCCUCAAGGGCGAGAAGCAGUUUCUGCUCUUCACUGAGCGCUUCCACUUCUACAAAAGGUAUGUGAUCAAAGGCAUUAGGAACCUCAUUUUCUACGAGUUGCCAACAUACUCCCACUUCUACAGUGAAAUUUGUAAUAUGAUGAAAGCCACAGACAAUGGAGUGGAUGCCACUUGGACCUGUACUGUGCUCUACUCCAAGUACGAUGCUCAGAAACUGGCUGCGGUGGUCGGCAUCGAGCGCGCAGCCCAGAUGCUGCAGUCCAAGAAGAAUGUUCACCUCUUUGUCACAGGAGAAAAUGAACAGUGACACUGCAGACUAGCCAGCUGGGUGGACCUCCAUUGUACUCCUCAGGCACUUUUUGAUCUUCCUUUUUUGAAGAGGUGCUAAACU
Dryobates pubescens (Downy woodpecker) is the source of this 2411-nucleotide messenger RNA. RefSeq names its product UTP25 small subunit processome component (gene UTP25). Gene Ontology annotation, cellular component: nucleolus; small-subunit processome. Gene Ontology annotation, molecular function: U3 snoRNA binding; rRNA binding. Gene Ontology annotation, biological process: maturation of SSU-rRNA from tricistronic rRNA transcript (SSU-rRNA, 5.8S rRNA, LSU-rRNA). NCBI's taxonomy places the organism in Eukaryota, Metazoa, Chordata, Aves, Piciformes, Picidae. The record is from RefSeq and is a predicted model, not a curated record. Bases 24 to 2327 code for a protein of 767 amino acids. The transcript has 12 exons.